Choloepus didactylus (southern two-toed sloth) is the source of this 2952-nucleotide messenger RNA. It is a transcript of the gene IZUMO1, whose product is annotated as izumo sperm-egg fusion 1. Bases 1742 to 2764 code for a protein of 340 amino acids. Gene Ontology annotation, cellular component: acrosomal membrane; plasma membrane. Gene Ontology annotation, biological process: fusion of sperm to egg plasma membrane involved in single fertilization; sperm-egg recognition; heterotypic cell-cell adhesion. Lineage: Eukaryota; Metazoa; Chordata; Mammalia; Pilosa; Megalonychidae. The record is from RefSeq and is a predicted model, not a curated record. The transcript is spliced from 9 exons. Gene Ontology annotation, molecular function: signaling receptor binding; protein binding involved in heterotypic cell-cell adhesion.
CAGGUGAGAGAGAAGGAGGUGUGAAUUAAAAGCCACAUCUUCAAUCCUAGUCUCUGCAGCUUUCUUGGAGGCUUGCCGGAGGGAGAUGGGGAACUUCUGUGACUUUUCAUUACUUAUGAUGUCUUGGGGUUGUGGUUCAGCGCACCCUGCCACCCCCCCCCCACACACACACACACCUGGCGGCCCCUGGUCACUGCAACACUUGUGGUUCCCUGUUUUUCUGGUGGCCUGUAAUAAUGAUGCAAAAAGUUAAGGAGAAAGACCUUACAGGACCAAAAGGUCUGAGCCCCCAGUUUGCUUUCUCCAGGACCCUCGGGAUUGGACUGCAGAUCUGAGACUUUGGCGUCCAGCCUCACAGGCUGCGGAGGGGACAUGAACGAAAAGUAUCAUUGUUGAACUACAUUUCCCUUAAGGCCACGGGGUUGGCUGCGAUAAUUGCUAUCAAAAAAGCAACCCGGGGCCUUCUGGGAGUCGUGGUCCUAGAGCUAGACUCCGCCGCCCUUCCGCGUCUUCGUGGUCCGACGCCAGGUUUCCAAGGGCCCGGAAGCCUGGGUCCUGGGGCCAAGGGAGGGGAGGAAGCUGAAGCCCAGAAGCCGGUCCUCGCCUCCGCGAGCAGGAGCAGGCAGAGGGCGCUUCUUUAGAGGCUGGGAAAGUCUUACUGUGAACGGGCGGCCGUCUCUGUGACGUCAUGAAGAGAUGGGCGGGCCUCCCUUUGUUGCGGCCCAAUCGGGUUCAGAGUUGGGCUUCUGGGCGGGGCGAAGAAAAGCCCCAGGGAAAAACUGGGGAAUUUUGGCGACCCCACGUGGGAAGCUCCAACCGGGAGGCUGCGGGAGCUCCUUGUCGAGAGGGGCUACCCGUGACUCAGACCCCAAGAGAAAAGCCUUCGGCAUCGCGCAACCAACCUCACCCUCGCCUCCACCAGCAUCCUUAAUUUUAGUCCUAGAAAAUUAAGUAUAGAAGGACUUGGUCCCGGCUUCCUAAGAGCUCCCAGAAUCUGCAGUCGGCUCCUCAGCAAACCCUAGUGUUUGGGGGCACCACGGUCAGGGAUCCAACCAAGAUCGGGAAGCUACUGUUUGGAGUGUAUCGGAGUUCGUCCUUUCCUCUUAAAGAGAAGGGUACCCACUGCAAAUUGGGGUGCGUUAGUCUCGGGGAAGGGUGGACAAGCCCCCACCCCCCUCCGGGUUUGGAGGACCGCUUGGAGUCUAGCUUAGGUUUGUAGGUUUAUGGAUUUGGGAUGCAUUUUGGUUUGAAAGGAGUUUUGAAUUUGAUAUCUGGCUGGUUCUGUAUGAGUAGUCUAUUUGGUUUGGGCAUUGAGUUUUCAGCUCAAGGCGCAUGCAACAGGUUUUUGGGGUUUGAGAACUCUCAGUGUUGAUCCUCUUCAGGUUUAGGAGUUUGGGCUCACAUGGAUCUUGGGAAGCCUGCAUGGGAUGGGGGUUCCGGGUUCUGGUGAAUGCCUCCUGUUUACCAGUUUGCUGGUCUUGUAGUUGGAAUUCAAGGAGGAUCCUAAAUUUGGGUCCCCUGGAUUGGGGACUAAGUCAUGCUCCCCACUUUGAAGGAACUUGGUGAAGGAUAUUACUCUUCUUUAUUUAGGGAUUUCACGAUUUGGGGACCCUGUGGAUACGGGGCCCAGUGGGGUUCCCUAAAAUGGGCUGUGGCUUCUCUCCGUUUAGUGUUCCUCUCUUCUCGAUUUGGGGUGAGAGGACCCUCCUGGAGGUCUUAGUGGACUAACGCUCUGGCCGCAAUGGGGCCGCUGCUUCACCUACUGGUGGCAGCACUGGCCGGUUGCCUGCUUCCUGCUCGGGGCUGUGUCAUAUGUGACCAGUCGGUCUUGGCAGCGCUUAAGUCCUUGGAGACGGAGUACUUACCUAGUCACCUGUCGGCCGAUGCUCGCCAAAAUGUGAUGAAGAGGGUCGAGGAUGCCCUGAGGGAUUUCAAGGAACUGCCACUUGACGAAGAUUCCUACAUGGGGGCUGUCGAUGAGCCCACCCUGCAAAAGGUAGCCUGGAGUUUCCUGAAGGAUCUGAAACGCAUCACUGACAGUGGGGUUAAAGAUGAACUCUUCGUGAAGGAGAUAUUCUGGAUGUUGCACCUGCAAAAGGAGGUCUUUGCCCGCCACGCUGCUCAAUUCGUAAAAGAGGCUUUUUGUCCCAACAAAUGCGGUAUGAUGCUGCAGACUCUGAUAUGGUGCGAGGGCUGCGACAAGCAGGUUCACCCUUGUCGGAAGUCCAAGGACUGCGGGGAACGCACAGUCAAGGUCUAUAAAAUGGAGGACAUGAUCCUGGACUGUGAGCUCAACUGGCACCACCUCUCUGAAGGCCUCACCGAAUACAGAUUUUUCAGGGUUUGGGAGAACUCGUCUGAGACCCUGUUGUACAAGGGGAAAGAGCCCACCUUGACCAAGACCAUGGUGGGGCCGGAGGAUGCAGGCAAGUACCGCUGUGAGCUGGGCACCGUGAUUUCCAACCCAGCCACGAUCAUCAGCUAUCAGGUCACAGUUUUGUCCAAAAAUGGGGAGGAGGAGAAGCCGCCCGCGACCACGACGUCGAGUGAGGACGACCUGAGUGGCGACAUCCUGGGCGAGAAUGUCCUGCCGGUUCCCCCGAAAUCCACAACCCCACAGGAGCCGCUGACUCACCCCGCGAAGCCCGAGAAGGUGCUGCAGGGCCGUCUCCUGGGGAUGGCAAUCGGGAGCUUCGCGGUGGUCAUCGCGGGCAUUGCAGGCGGGAUAUUUUACCUUCAAUAUCGCAAGGCGAGGUCUUCCUAAAAGCUCUCCCCAGUUAGCUUUGGCAAGGGGGCUGUUCGGCAACCCCAGGUGCCAAAGGAAAAGGCCACAGACUCAAGGAACCAAUAAAGAUUUAUAUUGUUGUCCAAGUAUCUGACUCACUCCUCCGGUAUGCUCCUAACUUUUGGUUACCCAAGAGGAGAGGUCUGGGAUGGGUUCCUGAAGGAAGG